This is a messenger RNA of Lacerta agilis (Sand lizard), 1040 nucleotides long. RefSeq names its product A-kinase interacting protein 1 (gene AKIP1). Gene Ontology annotation, biological process: regulation of non-canonical NF-kappaB signal transduction. Gene Ontology annotation, cellular component: nucleoplasm. The transcript has 7 exons. The record is from RefSeq and is a predicted model, not a curated record. NCBI's taxonomy places the organism in Eukaryota, Metazoa, Chordata, Lepidosauria, Squamata, Lacertidae. The coding region runs from base 186 to 785 and encodes 199 amino acids.
CCCGUUCGCCGCCGUUAGAAGCUCGUAGAAAAGGAGAGCGGCUGCUUGGUGACGUCAGCGGCUGCUCCUUUGGCCGCUGACGCUUUAAAAGGGAUGCGGGGGCUUCACGCGGGUUGAUCGGCUCAGUUAUCGCCGCUCAUUGCUGAGUUCCCCCAGGAAGUACGGCUGACGUCGGGACACGAGAAAUGGAAUCCCGAGAUACAAGGUUGAACCGCUAUCGCAUGCAGCGCACAGCAACACUGGCCCAAGAAGUUCUGGAGCGGGCAAGAACACGGAAAUUGAACUGGCCAUUGCCUGCUACAUUUCAAAGGACUUUUCAGUCAGGAGCAUCGUGGAAAGCAACGGCCAAUGCUACGUAUCAUGAAGGCGAGGACGAAGAUGCAUGUCUUGCUGCUGCUUUUGCUUCUGUUGCUGAACACAUGGGCCACAUCUCGGCAGAAUGCGAGAACUAUUACUGUUGCGUACCACCAUUUCAGUUCAAAGAGUACGAAGUUGCACAUAUAUUCAGAUACCACAGCAGGGAGUCAUCUGAAAACUUGCUAAAGGCAUUUGAAAUUGAGGAAAGUAAAAAUGUCCCAAUAGUGGAAGAACCUGGCUGUCCUGAUACAGAUACAGCUGCUUUAAUUCCAGCAGAGAAUGCUGAACAUAAAACAAAAGAUAUCUACAUUGAAGUUUCUCCUGGCACUUACACAGUCUCUGCCUCUUCGUAUGACAACACAGUCAAACAAACACAUCUGGUAGACGUUCGGUCAGGGGAAAGCGUAAAUUUGACCUUUGAUUUAUGAUGGAUAGUCUUUCUUUUUCAUCAAGGUAACAAAUGAAAUAGAUUUCGGUGUCUUUCAAGUGUCACUUUUUAAAUAAAAUCUUCCCAGGCUAUUUACCCUAUAUAAUUAAAUAUGAUCUCAGGUUUUAUGCUGUCUGUAUAUUAUAGUGUGAAACUUUGUCCACAUUUGCCCUAACUUGAAUCAUGUGUAUUUUCACUUUUAUACUAUACAAUGCCUUGUAAACAAUAAAUUUAAAAGUGCAAAUGUUCUUGAAAA